AUGAUGAGAACGGAAUACGGUAGUCUGGGAGAUAAUAAGGGAUUUUUCUCAGAAUCUCAGGAUCUCAGAAUCUCAGAAUCUCAGAAUUUCAGAAUCUCAGAAUCUCUGGAUUUCAAAAGUUCGGAAUCUCGGAAUAUCAAAAGUUCGGAAUCUCGGAAUAUCAAAAGUCAGAAUCUCAGAAUCUCAGAAUCUCAGAAUCUUUGA
Caenorhabditis briggsae is the source of this 204-nucleotide messenger RNA. Lineage: Eukaryota; Metazoa; Nematoda; Chromadorea; Rhabditida; Rhabditidae. Bases 1 to 204 code for a protein of 67 amino acids. The record is from RefSeq and is a predicted model, not a curated record. The transcript has 2 exons.